UCAUCAGUUAGAAGCUCAUCCUCAACAUGUCUCCCAAGUUCAUCAUCAUUGCCGCCCUUGUGGCUGUGGCCCUCGCCCGCCCUGACCAGCCCCCAGCCUAUGGCUAUGCAGCCCCUACACCUGCUCCUGCACCUGCCAAGUACGACUUCAACUACGCCGUCAAGGACGAAUACUCCGGUAACGACUUCGGCCACCAGGAGGCUCGCGACGGUUAUGACACACAAGGAUCCUACUACGUUCAGCUUCCUGACGGCCGUCUGCAGAAGGUCACCUACACUGUCAACGGCGACUCUGGCUUCGUGGCCGAUGUCAGCUACGAGGGUGAGGCUCAGUACCCUGCCGAACAGCCUGCUUACAAGCCAGCCCCUUCAUAUGCUUAAAUAGAAAAUCUAGUUGGGUUAUAUUUAUUAAGGAAAGCCUCUACACUGUAUAUUUGUAAAUAAAUCAUGAAAAUUA
Molecule: messenger RNA, 456 nt
Organism: Penaeus monodon (black tiger shrimp)
Lineage: Eukaryota; Metazoa; Arthropoda; Malacostraca; Decapoda; Penaeidae
Product: cuticle protein 18.6-like
Exons: 2
Coding region: 27-380 (117 amino acids)
Cellular component (GO): extracellular matrix
Source: RefSeq, a predicted model, not a curated record